GCGAAAAAUAUACUGUACAAGAGAGAGUAUGCAUUUGUUUUCCUUUUCGUACACGAACUUGCAGUGACGAAAAGAUACACAACGAAACGAAAACAUUAACAUCGUCAUUUGUGGAAAGUCAAAGCAGUGUCUGUAAGUUGCAGCUGAUAUUAUUAAGAGUUUUCAAGUAAAACAAUAACGAAAUGACUGGACGCGGAAAAGGUGGUAAAGGUUUAGGAAAAGGAGGCGCAAAACGCCAUCGUAAAGUGCUACGUGAUAACAUCCAAGGUAUCACCAAACCAGCCAUUCGCCGUUUGGCUCGCCGUGGUGGUGUAAAACGUAUUUCUGGAUUGAUUUAUGAAGAAACGCGUGGUGUAUUGAAGGUGUUUUUGGAAAACGUAAUUCGUGAUGCUGUCACCUACACCGAACACGCCAAGCGUAAAACGGUAACCGCUAUGGAUGUUGUAUACGCCUUGAAACGUCAAGGUCGCACCCUGUACGGUUUUGGCGGUUAAAUAUAAGUGCAUGCACUAAAAUAUCCUAAUGGUUACCAAUUCCCAACAAUGAAAUAAUAACUAUAAACUAUAAAUGAUAAAA
Bactrocera dorsalis (oriental fruit fly) is the source of this 576-nucleotide messenger RNA. It is a transcript of the gene His4r, whose product is annotated as histone H4. The transcript has 4 exons. The record is from RefSeq and is a predicted model, not a curated record. Gene Ontology annotation, biological process: nucleosome assembly. The coding region runs from base 183 to 494 and encodes 103 amino acids. Gene Ontology annotation, cellular component: nucleosome. Gene Ontology annotation, molecular function: DNA binding; structural constituent of chromatin; protein heterodimerization activity. Lineage: Eukaryota; Metazoa; Arthropoda; Insecta; Diptera; Tephritidae.